AUGGCUGGCCCUAAACGAGGGAUAGAAAUGAUGGACCUUACUCUGAUCGAAUAUGACAUGAGGGUCAAGACAGGCAAAGAAGAAAAAGAUGACCUACAACUGAUCGAUGGUGCAUCACUCAUAGGCCCUGCAGGCAUAUGGAAUAAGCCAUGUACGAUGCGCAUCCCUGGCGAUUAUGGCGCAGUUGAUAUAACAUUGUCUCGUCUUCAUUGGGCAGUUGAGGCGACUGUAGAGGUUCUCAUAUCUGAAGUGCAAAGCAGUUUUGCUUUGUUGCUCGGUUGUUUAACUAGUGGGCUGAAUGAGCGAAUCUGGCUCUUUGAUGGUGCAAUCACUGAGUCAUGCAGCUUGAAGAGGUCUGUGGUUGCUGUACGAAUGAAAUCUUUGAUAGAUCUGAAGUUCAAAAUAGGCACACUGUCAUCUAUUUCUGGCCAACAUUGUUGUUCCUUCAAGGCAAAAAGUCAUGGUCAUGAUACUCAAGAAAUAAAGACUGCUCUUGCUUUAAUCUCAGUGAAGGUGACUUGGUCGACCUUACCUUGUGAAUUAGACUGA
Molecule: messenger RNA, 549 nt
Organism: Miscanthus lutarioriparius
Lineage: Eukaryota; Viridiplantae; Streptophyta; Magnoliopsida; Poales; Poaceae
Source: the annotation of a GenBank genome assembly